This is a messenger RNA of Rotaria socialis, 2337 nucleotides long. The record is from the annotation of a GenBank genome assembly. Lineage: Eukaryota; Metazoa; Rotifera; Eurotatoria; Philodinida; Philodinidae.
AUGGAAUACUCUUGGCUUUUAUCAUUGAUUUCAUUAUUUAUUCCAAUAAAUUUUUCAUCGACUCAAUUUAGUGCCUAUGAUCUAAAACCUAUGCCAUUUAGUAUCUAUAAUACAGGCGGAAAUGCAAACAAUCUUAUUACAAAUAUUCGCUGGUGUUGUGUAAAUGAACGUGAAAGUACAAAAUGUUUAGCAUGGUCCAAUGCAUUGUUAUCAUCAAAUAUAACAACAUCAUCGUUAGCUUGUAUACCUGGAUCAGAUAAAUUUGAUUGUUAUAGAAAAAUUUUCAAUGAUGAAGCUGAUUUAAUGGCAGCUGAUUCAGGAGAAAUUUAUACAGCUGGAAGAUAUUAUAAUCUUGUACCAAUUGCAAAUGAACUUUAUUCACCGAUGUUUAAUGGUCCAUCAGCAAAUACAUAUUAUUCGGUUGCUGUUGUUCGUAGUGGUUCAUCAAUAAAUUUAGAUAAUUUACAAGGUGCUCGUUCUUGCCAUUCAUCAGUUGGCUCAUCAUCUGGAUGGAAUCAACCCAUAGAUCAAUUAUUACGUGAUCGUCGUUUAAAUAUAAUUGAUUGUAAUAAUCAUGUUAAAUCAGCAGCAUUAUUAUUUGGUUCAAUGUGUGCGCCUGAUGCAUUGAAUAGACAAUUUAAUCCAACUGGUGAUAAUCCAUCAACUGUUUGUGAUCUUUGUCAAGGUACAAAUGGAAAUACAUUUUGUACGAAUCAAGAUCCAUAUGCAGGCAAUAUUGGUGCUUUAGUUUGUUUAUUAAAUCAAGGUGAUAUUGCUUUUGUAAGACACACUGCUCUUAUUGAAAAAGCACGUGAUCCAAAAUUUCCAAUUGAUCAACUUCAAUUAUUAUGUACAAAUGGACAACGUUCUCCAUGGCAACAAUUUCAAUCAUGUAAUUGGGGAAUAGCUCCUGCAUCAGCAAUUCUUGUAUCGCAUCGUCGCCCAAAACAAUUGCGAGAUAUUUAUCGAAAAGUUUUAAUUGAAUCAGCAAGCUUUUUUUCAUUACAAAAUCCAUCAUUUCAAUUAUUUAAUUCUCAUCGUUUUCAAUCAAAUGAUUUACUCUUUUCGGAUGCAACAGUUGAUUUUAAUUUACUUGAUGAUCGUACAUCGUAUUCAAAUUAUCUUGGAAGUGAAUAUUUAUCAAUGUUAACUCGCUUAUAUAAUUGUCCAUUACGUUUGUUACGUUGGUGUGUUAUAUCAACUUAUGAAAAAGAAAAAUGUCGUUUAAUGAAAAAUGCAUUUGCACGUAAAAAUAUAAAACCAGAUCUUGAUUGUGUAUCAGCUAAAAAUGCAAUGGAAUGUAUGUCGAAAAUUUAUCAAGGUAUAGCUGAUAUAAUAACAGUUGAUGCAGCUGAUGCAUAUCGUGCUCAGCGUUAUUAUCAAUUAGUUCCAUUAGCUGCUGAAGAUUAUGGUGUUGAUAUGGAAUCAAAUGUAAUGUAUGCUGUUGCCGUUGCCAAACGAACCGAUUUAACAAGUAACUUAUGGAACUUACGUGGAAAAACAAUUUGCUCAACUGCUAUGGGUGAUCUUGCUGGUUGGCAUGUACCUAUUGAUUAUUUAAGUGCUAUUAAAGAAGCAUAUGUUACUAAUUGCCACAUUAAUAAAGUUAUCGGUGAAUAUUUUGGUCAAAGUUGUGUUCCAGGUUCUCUUGAUUAUGAUUAUAAUCGUUUAAAAACAAAUCCACGUGCAUUAUGUUUAAAAUGUUAUUCGAAAGGAUCUGAUUAUUGUUCACGUUCACAUCGAGAAAUGUUCUUUGGAAGUUCUGGAGCAUUUCGUUGUUUAACUGAAGGAACUGGUGGUCAUGUUGCAUUUGUAAUGCAUACAGCAGUUAUAUCGAAUACAGAUGGACGAAAUAUUGAUCAAUGGGCUCGACCAUUACGUGCAAUUGAUUUUGAAUUAUUAUGUAAAAACGGAACACGAAAAACAAUUGAAGCUUAUAAAAGUUGUCAUCUACUUCGAGUUCCAGCAAGAGUUUUGAUGACAUCAAAUUUAUUACCAGAUCUCGAAAGAAGUUAUAUAUGGAAUAUGCUCAAUUUUGCUCAACAAUUAUUUGGAUCUGAUACAAAUAAAGAAUUUACGAUGUUUGAUUCAUUUUAUGAACAUCCUGAUUUACUAUUUCUUGAUGCAACAGUUCAAUUAACACGUUUAACAACAAGUCUUGAUGAUUAUCUUGGUCAAGAUAAUAAUAAACGAAUAUCAAUCAGAUUAAGAUGUCUCAGCAGACAAAAAAUAAAAAUAUUCUUCGAAAUAAUCAUGAAUCUAUUUACAUAUAAAUUAAAUGUAUGUAUUAAAAGUACAAAUAUCAUAAAUGAAGAAAAAAAAGUGGCUCACGACUGA